UUGUUAUGACUUGGAGUUGAGUCAGCUGACACUUCGGAGGCGACGGUCACGACAAUCUCUCUGCACAAUGCAUGGUCGCCUGAAAAUAAAAACAACAGCCGAGCAGGCAGCUGAGAAGCAGAAGGAGAGAGAAGAAAAGAGGAAACUCUAUCUUGGGGGCCUAACAAAGGCUUUUGAUAAGAGAUCAACAGGAACCUAUGAUGAGGAAGGGCUGAAAGUGACGGCACAGCUGCUCAUGGCCAAUCCUGAUGCCGCGACCUUGUGGAAUUUUCGAAGGGAAAUUAUCCUGGCCAUGAAAAGUGACGACCAUGAGUCUUGGGACAAACUCCUCCAGGGGGAACUGUCAGUCGUGGAAAACUGCCUGAUGAAAAACCACAAGAGCUAUGGGGCUUGGCAUCACAGGUGCUGGGUCAUGGAAAACUUUCCCAACCCUCCCUGGGACAAGGAACUGGCUCUCUGCGAUAAAUAUCUCAAGGCAGAUGAGAGGAACUUCCACUGUUGGGAUUACCGUCGAUUUGUUGUUGCUCGAAGUAGCAAGCAGCCAGAAGAUGAACUGAAGACAUCGCAGCAGCUAAUAGAACGAAAUUUGAGCAAUUAUUCGGCCUGGCAUUACCGCUCAAAGCUGCUACCACUUGUGUAUCCACCAUUGCCAGACACCCCACAUCCAGUUCCAGAGAACACCCUGAUUAAGGAGUUGCAGACAGUGGUUGAAGCAGUCUUUACAGAUCCUUCUGACCAAAGCCCAUGGUUCUUCCUGAGGUGGCUUGUCAACAGACAGGAAAAGAACCCAAGAUUGUUACAGACUGGAUUUAUCAGCAGUGGAACCAAGGAUAGCUUGCUUGUGUGUGUGUUCUCAAAACCUCUCAUGCAGCAAAACAUCCCACAGAUUUCUGUUGAUGAUGAAGAUGUUGGAAACAAUGAGUGGCAUGCACCUGAUAAUGAGACUUAUUCAUAUGUAUGGGUUGUACAGUUGAAGGAGCUAUCAGAGGGUGAGCACUCCAUUGCAAUCAGCUUUAAUUCUUCCACCAAAAAAAGCUUGACGGUGUCCCCUGGAAAAACCUCGGUAGCGUGGAUGACAGAGCUGGAGGAAGAACUAACAGGUCUCACAAGAUCGACGUUGGAAGAAGUCAAGCAGAACUGUAUAACUUUAGACGAGUUAGAUCCUGGUAACAAAUGGGUGUUAUUAACCAUAGUAGACGUGAUGUGGGCUCUAGACUCGUACAGCCAUCAAGCAAAGAUCAGCAGUUACCUCUCACAACUUCAGGACCUUGAUCCACUUCGCACAAAAUAUUAUGCAGAUAUGAAGAGCAAGUUAUCUAUGGAGACAGCUUUGAAGAAACACCGUUUAACAACUGAAAAUGAUGAUCAAUUCAAGCUAAAUGAAAGAAGGCUUACCCGAAUAGCCUACAGUCACCUACUAGCAUGCAGCAAAUCUGUUGAUCUGAGUUGUAAUGAGCUGUCUUCAAUACAGCCACUAAAGUCUCUUGUAGCAUGUAAGGAGCUGCUUUUGGAUGACAACCAAAUUGCUGAUGUUACUCCUCUAGUAUUUCUCAAGAAACUGGAAAAACUCUCUCUGUCCAAAAAUAAAAUUGACUCGCUUGAUCAGCUCAAACCUUUACAAGAAAUUCUUACAUUAAAGGAGUUAACCUUAAGCAGUAACAACAUAUGUAAUAUUGAAAAUAUUGAUGAACAGGUUAAGGAAUUCUUGCCACAGGUUCAAAGAGUUAUUUGGUGAAGUACAGUCUGUAUAGAUAUGGUGUGAAAAAGAACUUGUUAUAAAUGAACAGAUCUAUAAGUAUACGUCAUGGAAAAUUUUGUGGACUGUGGUUCCAUUUUUGCGCAAAGUCUAAAGAUUACAGAUCUAGUUGUAGCAUGUGCAUAUGAAGAAUCUGAACUUUAUAAUUCACUAAAUGCAUUAGCAAUCAGGGAGAUUUUCAUGCUUUACCUUUUUCAAAAUUUAUAUUAAUUUUUAGUCGAUUUUACUGCUAGAAUGGAAGCUAAGAUGUUACCAAAAACAUUUUUUAUAGUUUUUCACCAAUUCUGUUUAUUGAAUUUUUUUGUUUACAUUUUCUAUGGGCUAUUUAAAAUUGUUGAAUUUUUUAAAAAACACUGUUGUAAUUCCAUUUAUAUUGUUAUAUGCAAUUUUUGUUAGUUAAAAUUUUUACUCCUGGCUGGAAUAGGGCCAGGUAGAAAGCUUUCAACUAUAUGAUAUGUUUAAAUAUCUUUCCAACUUUAUCAAAAUUGUAUUUAUUAUAAUAUGUAUACAUUUAAUAAUAUUAAAGAGAAACUUACUGUGUCGUAAUUUUAUUGAAGCACGCAAACAGAGAUUUUGCAAUGUUUGCAGAAGACUCUUGCCAAAGUUGUAUUUAUUUAAAUUUGAACUUACAUUAUAACAUUUUAUUGUCACUGUUGGGGAAAAUCAAAUAAUGAUAUUAUCCCUAAUGAUUGCUGGUCACUCUAAUAUGUUGUUCUGUAAUGGGGAUGACAGAAAUAAAUUUUAUGGUCGCAUUAA
Molecule: messenger RNA, 2512 nt
Organism: Penaeus vannamei (Pacific white shrimp)
Lineage: Eukaryota; Metazoa; Arthropoda; Malacostraca; Decapoda; Penaeidae
Gene: RabGGTa
Product: Rab geranylgeranyltransferase subunit alpha
Biological process (GO): protein geranylgeranylation
Cellular component (GO): cytoplasm; Rab-protein geranylgeranyltransferase complex
Molecular function (GO): protein binding; Rab geranylgeranyltransferase activity
Source: RefSeq, a predicted model, not a curated record